GGGAAGUUUGGUACUGGUGUAGCUUUCUCGGCGGUUCCAGUAGCAGAUUGAUUAACAAAAUUGGUCACGGGCUAUUACAGGGGCUAGCGACACUUCUUAAUUUUUUUUAAGAGUAUUGUGAAGAAGGGAGAUGCUCGAUAUAUGGCUGAGGGAGAACUAUACAAGUUAUGUAGGGUGAUGAACCUCUGAACAUGGUAAGGUAAUUUUCAAACUAGCAUAGCUUCAUCAUCACAUCACCAUUUGAUUUAGCUAACGACGUUACCGUUAACUAACGUUAGCCAGUUGGCUUGAUAUCCCAUUAUCUUCGAGCUAACUCACGUUAAAUAGUUUAUGCCGUUCUAAUACAAGCUAACGAGACAUUAAUACAAAUACGAAGUUCUGUUGGAUUGUAUUGUUUCAAUUGUCGACAUGGAUUAAUUUGGCUAAUGUUAACCUGUCUUGUUAAACAGUUGGCUACAUAUCACUUGUUUGCUCGAGACUAGCUAACUGGGAAAAAUACUAUUUUCACGCACUUCGGUCCCGAAAUGCAGAUUAGGAGACUGAGGUUACGGUUAGCUAGCGAAAAUGCUCUAAUUUACUACGAAAAUGACUUUGUAUCUUAGUGCCGUGAAGAGGGUUUCCCAAACUCUGUUAAUUGGGGGGGGGGGGGGGGGGGGUACACGUUUUGGUUUUUGCCCUAGCACUACACAGCUGAUUCAAAUAAUCCAAGUUUGAUGAGUUGGUUAUUUGGAAUCCGCUGUGUGGUGCUAGGGCAAAAACCAAAACGUGCACCCAGGGAGGAGCCAAGGACCCAGUUUGGGAAACCAUGCCCUAGCUAACGUUAACUCACUAGGUAGUUUAAUUAGCAUGUACCAUAGCUAGCUAACAACUGGGUAUUGUCUGUAAAUAGCUAGGCUAACUAGCACAGUCCAGGUCUCUGGGUGAGCUGUGAUUCGCUUGCUAGCUAGCAGCAAACACACUAGAAGUCGCCUUAGACAAAGAUAACCGGAAAAAUCUUCACGUGCGUCACUUGCUGGAAUUUAAACCAAUAUAAAAUUGCACGAGCCUAAACAAAUAUGAAAAUUGUUGCAGGUUAACUCCACAUGUGGGCUAUCUUGAGGGAACGUAACUAGCUCUAUACAUGUCGGUAUUUUUCAGAUCCAUCAAUCAGCAUUGGUGUAGUUGCCUACAUAGAACGUUGAUUUGCAUCAUCAUGUAGCUUCGCAUGGGUGGCCUGGAACUUUGCAGGCGUUUCUGAAGACAUCUCGAAUCAGCUAAACGAGAAGACACCAGGAUGACCAAUCAAGAGAAGAUGGAAUUGGACAUCGAAAUCCCAUCUUCACUAGUUCAGAGUGAAGGACAACUGAGACGUUCCAACAGCGCCCCAAUGAUAAAUGGCUUAAGGUUUUUAGAAAAAGUCUUUAUUCUCACUUGUAUCACUCUGCACCUCGCAUACGUUCUGACUUGAGAUCUAGUCAUUCAAACUGCAUGGCUGUUGCAACUACCUUCUCUGCUGUGAGGAGUGUGGACAAUUCAGUCAUGCAACAGCAAACCAGCAGAGUUAACAGGGCCACCAGUCUCUCGAGAUCAGGCUGCGUCGGUAGUAUAAUACUCUGACACCCAGAGCAUUGUAGUCAAAGUGUGUCCCAAAUGGCAUCCUAUUCCCUAUAUAGUGCACUUAUUUUGACCAGAGCCCUAUGGCACCCUAUUCCUUACAUUGCACUACUUUGGUCAAAAGUAGUGCACUAUAUAGGGUGCCAUUUGGGACACCAAAGUGGUGGUGUUAAUUUGUCUGUCCUUUUCUAGUGACAAUUCCCUGGUGUUCCAGAGCGAGUUUCUAUGCAGCAGGAGAAACAGCACCGCUGUUGGCAACCGCCCUAAUAUAGUAUGGAAAUGAAGAGUAUAAUCAAAAUAAUAUGCAUUGUACUCUUACUAAGUAGUAUCUUAUAGACUGGGUGAUUAAUUGAAGUCCAUCUCUUUCUCUCUCACACACACGCAGGUCCCUUCAUCGCCCAUUCGCGUCCCCAGCACGAGGCUUCAUCAGCUCAAACAGGUAAGUACGACUGCAGCGCACACUCGUUAGCCCAAGCUAUUAUUUUAGCUGCUCGGCAUGUCAGACCCUUAUCCAUAGGGAGUGUCUGUGACUGCGAAACCUGUCAAACUAAUUUCCCCCCGCAAGGCCGCAUUCAGUCUUCACCAAGGUCCGGAGGGCCGCACUUAAAAUGUGCGAAAAAUUGACCUCUAACCAUCUAGUUUUUGUUUUAAUUACUGUUAGCAAGCUGGACAGAGAAGAGACUAUAUAACUGACUGCUGGACAGAGAAGAGACUAUAAAUGCAGGUCCAUUAUCAUUUCUAUAGUUUAGAUUUGGUUUUAGUAAUUUCAAUGUCUAAAUGGCACCUUAUUCCCGAUAUAGUGCACUAUUUCAGAGCUCACGGUCUCAGCGCAGUCUGAUUUUGUAAUAGUCUCCAACUCUUGACUAGACUAAGACACCAUAAUAUCAGACUCACCAACAUCAUGUCUAUGCUUCCUACAGGAGGAAGGUGUGGAUGUGAUGAACAGAGAAACUGCCCAUGAACGGUAAGACUCAUGCAUUGAGGCCAGCUAGUGGGUGAUGAAAUUCAGUUUAUUGGCCUUCAAGACGUUAAGGCAUUUAUUUAUGAACCACUCUCUCUGUCAUAUGAUAUUGUAUACUUUGUCAAUAACUGUGAUUGUCAUUGGCUCGACCCUUUCAGGAAAAAAGCUUGUGGUUUGUUUAGAUGUAUUUCUUGUCCACCACAGGGAGGUUCAAGCAGCCAUGCAGAUUAGCCAGUCCUGGGAGGAGAGUCUGAGCCUGGUGAGGAAUGAUGACGCUCCCAUGGUAACAAGGAGAGUUCCUCUCCCACAAACAGUAGGCCUACGCGCUCCACCAUUUGAGGCUCUCACCACUUCAGCAUUCAUGUAAUUGGGCAGUGCAUUAGCAUGUAAGAUUACUUUGGCUUCAUCCCAAAUGGCACCCUAUUGCCUACAUAGUUCACUGCUUUUGACCAGAACCCUGUGGGCCCUGGUCAAAACUAAAGUAGUGCACUAAAUGAAGAAGAGUGCCAUUUGUGACGCAGACUUUCAGUUUGUGCAUUUGGUUUGAUGGGCUACCUCCCCAUUGUGGCCAUGGCCAGUGAGAGCUCCUCUCUUUUGUAGGGGGUGUGGCCCAAUAACAUGCUAGAGCCAACAUUCUCUGAAGAACAGAAUCAGUUGGUAGUAUAGUACUCAUCCAACCACCCUAUAGUAGAAUGAAUGGUGUUACGUUUAUGCUGAUUACAAUUUUGCUUGUGCUACCCCAACCCCACAGAGCGACAAUGACUUUGAGAAAUCUGCAUCAUCGUCUCCAAAGCGGAUCGACUUUGUGCCCGUGUCCCCAGCUCCAUCCCCUACUAGAGGGAUAGGGAAGAAGGUAUAUAUUGUGCAUCCACUGCAACUCUUUUACUGAUGCCUGGUAGAUGGAACCAGAACUGUAUCUCUGGCAGAGAGUCCUGGCUAAUCAUAUUUUCCUCUCCAAUGAGCAGCAGUGCUUCUCCCCUUCAUUGCAAAUCCUGGUGAGCAGCAACGGCCUAUCCCCCAGCCCUAUACCUAGCCCAACUCGACGCUUCGGGUGAGUGCACUGACUAGGGCUAGCUCUGAUCACUGACAACUCCCAUUCAUAGUCAUACACCACAUUGCCAUUACACUAUUGAUCAGGUUGAUUAGUGAGUCACCUAUAAAUGUAACCUCACGUUGUCUGUCGUCUCUAGCCGGCGGAGCCAAAGCCCCAUUAACUGCAUCAGGCCCAGCAUCCUGGGAUCCAUCAAACGUAAAGGUGGGUCAACCCUUAUGUAUUCUUUCACAGGUCAAAAGGCUUUGUUAAUGCCACAUGCGUACACAGCGUGUACAACACAUUAACAACACCUGACACAUUAAGAACACCUGCUCCUGUUCUAGAUCAGCUUUAAUAUUGCAUAUUGUGGCUUCUAGCAAUGAAAUUGUCUGCAUCAUUUCCAAUCCACCAUAUAUAUUUAUGUAAAUAUAUUUAUUUUAAAUAUAUUUCCCCCUAACCCUACCACCCCUCUAAUUGGAGUAAACUAAUGGACAACAAUACUUCGGCUCCUACUUCCAGCUUAUACAGAACACCUGCUCUUUCCGUGGCAUAGACUGACCAGGUGAAAGCUAUGAUCCCUUAUUGGUGUACUUGUUAAAUCCACUUCAAUCAGAGUAGAUGAAGGGGAGGAGGCAGUUCUAAAGAAGGAUUUUAAAGUCUUGAGACAUGAUUUGUGUAUGUGUGCAAUUCAGAGGGUGAAUGGGCAAGAAAAUAUUAACAGUAAGUGCCUUUGAAUGGGGUAUGGUAUUAGGUGCCAGGUGCACUGGUUUGUGUCAAGAACUGCAACGCUGCUGGGUUUUUUAUGCUCAACAUUUUCCCAUGUGUAUCAAGAAUAAUCCACCACCCAGCCAACUUGACACAACUGUGGGAAGCAUUGGAGUCAGCAUGGGCCAGCAUCCCUGUGGAACGCUUUCGACACCUUUUUAGAGUCCAUGCCCUGACGAAUUGGGGCUGUUUUGAGGUCAAAGGGGAGGGUGCGCAACUCCGUAUUAGGAAGGUGUUCUUAAUGUUUUGUAUACUUGUUGUGUCCCUCAUGCAUGCAUAGAGUGAAUUCGGACAGUAUUCAGACCCCUUCCCCUUUUCCACCUUUUUGUUACGUUACAGCUUUAUUCUAAAAUUAAAUAAAAUUUUUCCCUCAAUCUACACGCAAUACCCCAUAAUGAUAAAAACAGAAAUACCUAAUUUACAUAAGUACUCAGACCACUUGCUAUGAUACUCGAAAUUGAGCUCAGGUGCAUCCUGUUUCCAUUGAUUGUCCUUGAGACGUUUCUACAACUUCAUUGGAGUCCACCUGUGGUAAAUUCAAUUGAUUGGACAUGACUUGGAAAGGCACAUACCUGUCUAUAUAAGGUCCCACAGUUGACAGUGCAUGUCAGAGCAAAAACCAAGCCAUGAGGUUAAGGGAAUUGUCCGUAGAGCUCCAAGACAGGAUUGUGUUGAGGCACAGAUCUGGGGAAGGGUACCAUAAAAUGUCUGCAGCAUUGAAUGUCUCCAAGAACACAAUGGCUUCCAUCAUUCUUAAAUGGAAGAAGUUUGGAGCCACCAACUUUUCCUAGAGCUGGCCGCCUGGCCAAACUGAGACUCAGACCAUGACUAACAAGAUUCUCUGGUCUAAUAAAACCAAGAUUGAACUCUUUGGCCUGAAUGCCAAGCAUCAUCUGGAGGAAACCUUGCACCAUCCCUACGGUGAAGCAUGGUGGCAGCAGCAUGUUGUGGGGAUUUUUUUCAGCGGCAUGGAUUGGGAGACUGCUCCGUUCAUCUUUCCCUUGAUCCUGACUAAAGUACAGAGAUCCUUGAUGAAAACCUGCUCCAGAGCGCUCAGGACCUCAGACUGGGAGCGAAGGUUCACCUUCCAACAGAACAGUGACCCUAAGCACACAGCCAAGACAACGCAGGAGUGGCUUUGGGACAAGUGUCUGAAUGUCCUUGCGUGGCCCAGCCAGAUCCCGGACUUGAACCCAAUCGAACAUCUCUGGCGAGACCUGAAAAUAGCUGUGCAGCGACGCUCCCCAUCCAACCUGACAGAGCUUGAGAGGAUCUGCAGAGAAGAAUGGGAGAAUCUCCCCAAAUACAGGUGUGCCAAGCUUGUAGCGUCAUACCCAAGAAGACUCGAGGCUGUAAUCGCUGCCAAAGGUGCUUCAACAAAGUACUGAAUAAAGGUCUGAAUACUUAUGUAAAUGAGAUUGAGAUAUAUAUCUCAAUCACACACACUACCGUUGAAAGUUUGGGGUCACUUAGAAAUGUCCUUGUUUUCAAAAGAAAAGCAAUUUUUUGGUCCAUUUAAAAUAACAUCAAAUUGAUCAGAAAUACAGUGUAGACAUUAUUAAUGUUGUAAAUGGCUAUUGUUUUUUUUAAAAUGGAAUAUCUACAUAGGCGUACAGAGGCCCAUUAUCAGCAACCAUCAGUCCUGUGUUCCAAUGGCACGUUGUUUGCUAAUCCAAGUUUCUCAUUUUAAAAGGCUAAUUGAUCAUUAGAAAACCCUUUUGCAAUUAUGUUAGCACAGCUGGAAACUGUUGUGCUGAUUUUAAAGAAGCAAUAAAACUGGUGUUUCUUGAGACUAGUUGAGUAUCUGGAGCAUCAGCAAUUGUGGGUUCGAUUACAGGCUAAAAAUGGCCAGAAACAAAGAACUUACUUCUGAAACUCAUCAGUCUAUUCUUGUUCUGAGAAAUGAAGGCUAUUCCAUGCGAGAAAUAGCCAAGAAACUGAAGAUCUUGUACAACGCUGUGUACUACUCUCGUCACAGAACAGCGCAAACUGAGAGAAUGCCAAGAGUGUGCAAAGCUGUCAUCAAGGCAAAGGGUGGCUAUUUGAAGAAUCUCAACUAUUAAAUAUAUUUUGAUUUGUUGAACCCUUUUUUUUUUUUUUUUUUUUUUUUUGGUUACUACAUGAUUCCAUGUUUCAUAGUUUUGAUGUCUUCACUAUUGUACAAUGUAAAAAUAAAAACCCUUGAAUGAGGUGUUAAAACUUUUUACUGGUAGCGUAUGUGUGUGCAUAUUAUGUUUUUGCUUUGUCAUUAUGGGGUAUUGUAUGUAGAUUGGGGGGGGAACAAUUUAAUCCAUUUUAGAAUACGGCUAACUUAACAAUGUGGAAAAAGUCAAGGGGUCUGAAUUUUUUCCGAAUGCACUGUACAUAAAUGCAUCAGCCCCUUUAACUGUUGGAAGUUUGGAGCUUAAGGUGAAAGAGGGCAUUUUGUGAGUUGGUGUUUUAUGUCCUAUGGAUGUUGGUUCUCUAUUGAUGACCUGUCUGCCUUGUCUUCUGUAGGGGAGAUGAUGGAGACGGAGAGCCAGCCAAAGAGGCUCUUCCAGGGGACCACUACCAUUCUGUCCUCUGACGUGCUCGUGCCCCAAGUCCAACUGCCAGACUUCACCUCCUGGUGAGUGUUCCUCAGACUUGAUCAAAGCUACCACUGCAUGUUUAGCAUUGUCUGCCAAUGGUCUCUUGCCAAGACUACUUGUUUCACAAGUUGAACAUUUUCAGUUCCCUCUCUGCCACUAGGCUAAACCUUGCACCUCCAUAAAAUGAGCAGAAUCCCAAUGCGACCCACUGUCAUUGAAUAUCUAACAGUUUGCUUGCUGAAAUGGGUCUUCUCCUCUCACCAGUCUCUCUCCGCUGGACGGCAGCCUCAGCAGUGUGGGUUCUUCCACUGGCUCGCCAUCCAAGAUGGAGGGAAUUUCUGAGUCUCCUUCCUCCAGCAACUCUCCCUUCAACCCCCUCCAGGACCACUCCCCAAAAUGAACAAGGGAACGUGAGACUAAACAAGAGUGAAGGCACAAAAUCCACCAACUGUAUGACC
Molecule: messenger RNA, 7380 nt
Organism: Coregonus sp. 'balchen'
Lineage: Eukaryota; Metazoa; Chordata; Actinopteri; Salmoniformes; Salmonidae
Source: the annotation of a GenBank genome assembly